AAACUGCGCGCCUUUGCACGCGGCGCACGGGCAUGUCGCUGUGAGGAAAGUUUUCUGAGGGAAAAAAUGUGCGGUGUGAGAAUUUUAGACGACGAACUGAAGAGGCGCGGGUGUUUUUGUUGUCCACACGAUUUCACGGACCGUUUCCACCGCGUUCUAGUUUCGAGACAGGAUUAUCAUCCCACUGAAGACACAUUUGAUUUGCACAAUUUCUGAGGCAGCCUUAACGGUUACCUUAACUGAGUGGCGUUUUUUUCUGCACCAGUCAACUUUCGCAAUAUUUGAAGCCCGGGCGAAAACAGUGCGGCCGGUGACCUGAGGACCCACCCGAGUCUCGUUAUAGUGGAAAGUGGAAAGUGGCGCGGCACGCACUUGACGUAACCCCACUUUCUUACUUCUUCGCGCGUCGACGCGCAGCACCAGCGCGCUCUCUGGCGCGCGGCUCCGUCGUAACUAUGGAAAUUACGCGAGAGACGUAAAGGGCGCACGCGCGUCGAGCGCGGCGCAUGCGCAGUGCGCCGCCAGGGUCACACGCGUUCAUUUCUCACUCUCCGGCUCUGCCCGAAGCGUGCUGCAGCCAGCUGUCUGUGUGGCCACCGCUGAAGGUCAGGGCUCGUGACCCCAUGACUUCUUGACCGCGGAGCGACUGCGAUCUCGGAGGCCGCGCGCGAGGCAUGACGUGUGAGACGCACUGCUGAGCUGCGGCGACCCGAGAAAUGGCGGCCGGCGGCUUCUCGGACCUGCGGGAGAAGCUGAGCUUCAAGACGCCGCAAGGGAAGGGCCACAGGAGCAAGGAGGCGGGGGACGGCGGCGACGGGCGCAAGCGGAAGCACGGCCACCUGGAGGAGGAGGAGCCGCCGCCGCCGCCGCCACGCGGCCUGGAGGCCGGCCGGGUGAAGAGCGGCAUCCGCCAGGUGAGCAUGUUCAGCGCGGACGAGUGCCGCCGCAUCGAGAGCCGCAUCGACGAGGUGGUGGCCAAGGCCGAGAAGGGCCUGUACCGCGAGCACACGGUGGACCGGGCGCCCCUGCGCAACAAGUACUUCUUCGGCGAGGGCUACACGUACGGCUCGCAGCUGGAGAGGAGGGGACCCGGCCAGGAGAGGCUCUACUCCAAGGGCGAGGUGGACGACAUCCCCGACUGGGUGCACGAGCUCGUCGUCAAGAAGCUCGUCGCCAACGACAUCAUCCCCGAGGGCUUCGUGAACAGCGCGGUCAUCAACGACUACCAGCCUGGGGGCUGCAUCGUCUCGCACGUGGACCCCAUACACAUCUUCGAGAGGCCCAUCGUCUCGGUGUCCUUCUUCAGCGACUCGGCCCUCUGCUUCGGCUGCAAGUUCCAGUUCAAGCCCAUCCGAGUGUCGGAACCCGUGCUCUUCCUGCCCGUGCGGCGCGGCAGCGUCACCGUUCUCAGUGGCUACGCCGCAGACGAAAUCACCCACUGCAUUCGGCCUCAGGACGUCAAGGAACGAAGGGCUGUCGUCAUACUCAGGAGGACGAAAGCGGACGCCCCCCGGCUGGACGUGAGCUCGCCCGGGAGCGCGCUUCUCUCCGCCUUGGGUUCCGAGAGACGCCACGUUCUGAGACCGAAGCGCUCUCGCCAGAAGGCGGGCCCCGACGCGGCGCACAGGCCCAGGAUUCUGGAGAUGGACAAGGAGGAGAACCGGCGCUCCAGCCUUCCCUCCUGGCGGCGGAGCGGCUUCGCUUCGGAGAACACGUGGAGGAGGUCCCAGGAUGAAGAUGAGGAGGAGGACGAGGAGGAGGAAGCCGGUCGACGAGACGACCCCCGAUUCCUGGACCCCGUGCGGAGCGUGAAAAUGAGAAAACGCUAAGGGGCUGUCCCAGCGCUCGGAGGCUGUGGGCGGAGCCUGGCCCCCAGUGCUGGUGCACACAAGACCCUGGGGGGGGUUCCUCUGGUUUUUGCUUCUCCGUGAGACUUUAUUGGGUUGAAAUCUGAAGCGGGAAAACUGAGACAUCAUGGUGUGUGUGUGUAGAGUUCUCCAUGAGGGUGUAGGAUUAACACCCCCCCCCCGGAACAGUGGCUGCAUGAUGGUGUGUUUUCCAUGUUCUGGCUUCUUUUCCCCCUUUUCUCUUUAUUGAAACGUUAACCGUUGGGAACUGCUUAGCACCUUAGCUUACAGUAGAAUAACUGUCUUCGAUAUUUACGUUUUUAAGGGUUUUGCACAAGCAGGGGCGGCAAGUGACUGUUCUGAGAGCAGGGGGGGGGGGUGCAGUGCGAGACAUUUUAUUUUUAAGUGGAGGAUGUGCUCCUUCGAACAUGUGCUGCACUUCCUUGGAAGAAAUAAAUCUCAGAAAUGCCUCC
This is a messenger RNA of Scleropages formosus (Asian bonytongue), 2320 nucleotides long. RefSeq names its product RNA demethylase ALKBH5-like. Gene Ontology annotation, cellular component: nucleus. Bases 717 to 1829 code for a protein of 370 amino acids. NCBI's taxonomy places the organism in Eukaryota, Metazoa, Chordata, Actinopteri, Osteoglossiformes, Osteoglossidae. Gene Ontology annotation, biological process: mRNA processing; mRNA export from nucleus. The record is from RefSeq and is a predicted model, not a curated record. Gene Ontology annotation, molecular function: oxidative RNA demethylase activity. The transcript is spliced from 5 exons.